AUGUCUACCUGGAAAGCCGCCGGUAUCACCUACGUCCGAUUCUCCGCCAUCGCUGCUGGAGCUCUCAAGCGAGGCUUGAACGCCGAGGCCAUUGCCAAGCGAGCCGGUGGAUCUGGCCAGAACAUCAUCGCCCGACAGUGGGCUAACGGCAAGCCCAACGGAGACUUCAUUAUCGGAAACAAGGUCAUGGAAGCUCUUUAA
This is a messenger RNA of Oikopleura dioica, 201 nucleotides long. NCBI's taxonomy places the organism in Eukaryota, Metazoa, Chordata, Appendicularia, Copelata, Oikopleuridae. The record is from the annotation of a GenBank genome assembly.